Hemibagrus wyckioides is the source of this 916-nucleotide messenger RNA. RefSeq names its product transmembrane protein 244 (gene tmem244). The coding region runs from base 310 to 834 and encodes 174 amino acids. The record is from RefSeq and is a predicted model, not a curated record. Lineage: Eukaryota; Metazoa; Chordata; Actinopteri; Siluriformes; Bagridae. The transcript is spliced from 6 exons.
ACAGCGUUAUUUAAGCCUUUUUCUUACAUCUGGGUGAUAUUUAUUUAAAUAAACACAAGUUUCAGUCAUGCUAGCACAUUGUGUAGCUUCUACAGAGCUAACAAAACAUGAAAAAGUUGAUUUGUUAACCGUCUCAGGCCUUCAGAGCGGGUUUAAUCCGGCUCAGGUUGAAGCAAACGUUUCAGCAUGUUGCUAAUCCUGUUAAGACCUGUCCUCAUAGACACACAGUUAACAAAACACUGCACCGCUAGCAUUAGUUGUUGUGGUGUUGUGUGUGUUGGAUGAUAAAACAGAAAGCGUCUGCUCUUCAUGUCGUGGGAUUACUGCUGCCGGUGCUGUUGGACGCCUCAGAUCAAACACCACUGCAAGCUGUCAGUCAACACCAAGCUCAAUGACACAUGGGUGGUUCUUCAGAACCUGUUAAUGUGUAUAGUGUGUUUCUACUCACUUUACUACAUCACCCUCAGUUUGUGCAUCGGCAUCCUGAAGGUAGAGGAGGUGGAUAGCUUAUUAGCACCUUUCAACUACAAAAUACAACCUUCAUGGAACAACCCGAAAUAUUUAGUGAGCGUGAUCUCGACUGAGGUGACGUACAUGGUGGGAGGACUGGUUUUUGCCUGGAUUGUGGAGGAGUGGGUGUGGGACUACGCCAUCACCGUGACGCUGCUACACAUCGGUCUUACGAUCGCUGUCAUGGCCGAUUUCCCCUCCACAGAACACUGGUGGAUCACUCAGGGUUCAGGAUUAGUGAUGAUGAUCUUUGGUGGUCAGCUUCUGGCGUAUCAUCUUUUCAGGAAUAAUUUUGUUCAUCCUGCAGAUCUACAGAACUUUUGACUGAAAUCCCUUCACAGUUUGAACCGUGUGCUGUUUCCUCUCUCUCUCUCUCUCUCUCUCUCUCUCUCUCUCUCUGUGUGUG